Oryctolagus cuniculus (rabbit) is the source of this 5237-nucleotide messenger RNA. RefSeq names its product KLF transcription factor 3 (gene KLF3). Gene Ontology annotation, biological process: regulation of transcription by RNA polymerase II. Gene Ontology annotation, molecular function: RNA polymerase II cis-regulatory region sequence-specific DNA binding; DNA-binding transcription factor activity, RNA polymerase II-specific. NCBI's taxonomy places the organism in Eukaryota, Metazoa, Chordata, Mammalia, Lagomorpha, Leporidae. The record is from RefSeq and is a predicted model, not a curated record.
CAGGGCCCCAUGGGGCAGCAUGGGUGUGAGCGGCCCCACCCCCAGCCCUGCCUGGCCGAGUGGAGAUUUCGCAGGGUUGUUACCUUUGCACCUGUCCUUAUUUACAUGCAAAAUCAAUUGCUUCACUCGGUACAGGGUGUGGGCAGAAUCUUAUCUGAAGCCAUGUCCUGUUUGGACAAGUUGGACUCGCCUUGGCAGCUCUCCAUGGGGUGGAGCAGAUGGGUGGAGGGAGGAAAGUAAAACGGGGUGGCUUGUUGGCAGGGAGGGCGGAGUGUUUGCUCGCUGGCUCGGUCCACUUCAUCCGAGAUGGACUAAUUCAGUGCUCUCCCCUUCACAAAACGACGGCCGAUGCGCACGGCCCGUGCAAAGCCUCCGAACCUAUGAGGGGCAAAGACUUGGGAGUAGCCCGCGGAGUUUUUCCCCUUUCUAACCGGCCACAGAGAAGGACUGAGGCCAAACUCCAGAACACCCUAGAGAGUCCAGCUAGAAGAAUGCUCAUGUUUGACCCGGUGCCUGUCAAGCAAGAGGCCAGGGACCCUGUCUCCGUGUCCUACCCAUCUAAUUACAUGGAGUCGAUGAAGCCCAACAAGUAUGGGGUCAUUUACUCUACACCAUUGCCUGAUAAGUUCUUUCAGCCCCCAGAAGGCCUGUCGCACGGGAUCCAGAUGGAGCCGGUGGACCUCACGGUGAACAAGCGGAGCUCGCCGCCUUCCGCUGGGAAUUCGCCUUCGUCCCUGAAGUUCUCGUCCUCGCAUCGCCGAGCCUCGCCCGGGUUGAGCAUGCCUUCCUCUAGCCCGCCCAUCAAGAAAUACUCGCCGCCCUCGCCAGGCGUGCAGCCCUUCGGCGUGCCGCUGUCCAUGCCGCCGGUGAUGGCAGCUGCUCUCUCCCGGCACGGCAUCCGGAGCCCAGGGAUCCUGCCCGUCAUCCAGCCAGUCGUGGUGCAGCCCGUCCCCUUCAUGUACACGAGUCACCUCCAGCAGCCGCUCAUGGUCUCCUUGUCAGAAGAGAUGGAAAAUUCGAACAGCAGCAUGCAAGUACCUGUAAUUGAAUCAUAUGAGAAGCCCAUAUUACAGAAAAAAAUUAAAAUAGAACCUGGGAUCGAACCACAGAGGACAGAUUAUUAUCCUGAAGAAAUGUCACCCCCUUUAAUGAACUCAGUGUCCCCCCCGCAAGCAUUGUUGCAAGAGAAUCACCCUUCAGUCAUAGUCCAGCCUGGGAAGAGACCUUUACCUGUGGAAUCUCCAGACACCCAGAGGAAGCGGAGGAUACACAGAUGCGAUUAUGACGGGUGCAACAAAGUGUACACUAAAAGCUCUCACUUGAAGGCACACAGAAGAACGCACACAGGAGAAAAGCCCUACAAAUGCACGUGGGAAGGGUGCACGUGGAAGUUUGCUCGGUCUGAUGAACUGACAAGACAUUUCCGAAAACACACUGGCAUCAAACCCUUCCAGUGUCCAGACUGUGACCGCAGCUUCUCCCGCUCCGACCACCUGGCCCUGCACCGGAAGCGCCACAUGCUGGUCUGAAGGCCUCUGCCGCCCACCACAGCCCCGUGCCCGCUCUCCUGGCUCUCGUCUGUCCUCCCUCCCAUUGUCUAACGCAUUUUUUACAUGUACAUUUUCAUCUGGAUUCAGCUGGUCUGAAUCUCUGAAUUUAUAUCAUUCAAAACUUCCGUAUGGUCAGUAGCAGACACUCUAACCCUCCCUCUCCUUACCACGGGUCAGACCUAAAGAAUGUGAACACUUUUUUUUUUUUUCCGGGGAUGCUAAGCAAACCCUUCUUACAGACACGUUUAAUGUCAUGAGAACAAGGGAACAUGUAAACUAACACGACCAGUUGUCAGUUUGUCCGUGUAUGCCUCAAAAGAAUGUCAAAGUAAAUGUAUUAGAAACACAGUACACAGCCUGCUAAUCCUUGCCAGAGCCUUCGUACCUCUGUGCCCUGUGAUCGCAGUGGAUGCCCGGCAGCGCCAGCAGGGGCGGUCCCCUCACCGGUUAGCACAAGUGCAGCGAGAUGUCAGAGCUAGUGCGGUCAGCUCUUCCGGUGUCCUUCGCAAAGCCUGCUGGUUGGCCUGGAGUUACCGCUGCUUCUCAUCAAGGUCUUGGCCCGACUCUGUGCCUGCAGCUCAGACGGAGUUCUCUGCCAUCGAGGGGAGACGAGCCAGAGCUGCCGAUUUAGGUGGGUGACAUGUAGAGUUCAAGGGAUGAUGCCGUGCUUCCGUAGCCUGGAGUAGCAGCAGAGUGGCCUUGAGGAGGGAAGGGGGGCGGGCACAAAGGAGGAAGGUGACAGUCCCUCCCAUUAUCGGGGUUGUCACUGAGGCUGCAGCCUUUGCUUAGCUGUGCGGUGCAGUCUCCCAGCCUCAGUCUCCGCACUCAGCUAUGCAAAGCCACACAGCCAAGCCAGACACCAGUGGGGUCAUCCAUGCAGCGAUCUCCACUCCUGCGUGACGCAGUGGUAGCAGGGAGUCUGCAAACACAUGGGCUCCGUAGCAGUAAAAAGGCUCUAGGGGGAGAGCGUGGGUGGUCUUUCUCUUACACCCUGUUCGUGGCUUUGUUUGCAAACAGGGAAAUGUUGAGUGGUACUUAUAUUCCCAUAUCAAGUUAAUUGCCUACUUUUGAUGCAGAAGCUCUUCUCUGUGAGCUGUAGGGUGCCAAAUCGGCUGUCAUUUGUGGUCAUGACAGACAUCAUCUAGAAGCAUCUGCUAACGCUCUAGUCAAUCCAUCAGGGAAGGCCCGAGUGUCCCUGUUUGCAAAUACAACUCAUUGUGAAGCACACAGAUCUUUAUUUUGAGAAAUGUAGAUUUAUGAAAAAUAGAGAAAACCACAGUUCAGGGAUUUAUAUAUAUGUAGCUCAAAAAACUCCCAAAAAUUUAUUAGUGGAGCUAGCAAUUUCCUAUCAUUACCAAGUAUACUGUCAGAAGAAUAAACUGAAAAAAAAAUCAUAAUAAUGACUCGUGUUUAUGUUAAAUAUAAAUAGCACCGUUAUUGGGGGAAUUUUUUCAAAAGCAGGCUUUUGAGCACCAUGAGUCGUCUAAAUGCCAAUAAAAAUUCAUACACAUAGAUGCCAUUGAUCCUAAAUUUGAAGAAAGUGGGCGACGGUGGUCGAGUGUGGGUGCGUGUAACCGAAUGCCCCUUCGUCCCUCCAUGGAGGAUGGAGGAGGAGAAGAGAGAAGAAUGGAGUCCUCAGCCCAGCCACAACUUAGGAUCCAACACAACUUUGAGUGGGAGGAAUGCGCUGUCGCAUCGUCUUUAAAACAUCCGUGGACGAGUGAUUCUGGAGGCCUGUGACUUCUGUGGGGGGCUUGCUUUGAUGGCCCUGUAUUAAUAAGCGUUAGUCCCUAAGAGGCCCUACUCACCCGCCCUGGAACCAGCCGAAAGGAAAUGGAGUUGAGAGAAGGCAAAGAAAUUUGUUAUCUUGGCACUUGGGUUUGAUUUUCUUUUCGUUUCUUUUUUUUUUUUUUCUCAGCACUGCAAAAUUUGUUUAGAAUAUGGAAACGUUGUAAUUGGACUGUUUCUUUUUUUUCUUUUUCUGCAACUAUGACGUGAAUUGAGGAAUAAAAAUGGCUCUUGGAAAAAUAGGUAUUGUCUGUAUUGUAAAUGCUUAGUCACGUUCCUGUCAAAAUGUUCAUCUCUUGAGAUAGUUUUUCCACUGCACAGCGAGAAUCCAGCUGGCAUGCAAGGAACUCUUGUCCUGAUAGGGGUGACCAGACUCUGGUUGAAAGGGAAAGGGGGCUAAGGAAGGGUACACUGACCUUUGAGUCAGCUUUGAGGCUGAGUCCAGGUCAUAGAAACUUCAUGGAUUCUCAGGAGAUUUGAUGUGUUUGCUAUGACAUACAUAAAUUUUUUCAAAAGAGCAAGCAAGACCCUGCAGACUGUAUCAUUCACAUUGUUCACUAACAAAUAUCAUUUUAAUUCUGAAAGGAAAGUAACCCAGAGAAGCUGUUCUCUGUUCCCAUGCUGGUCAAUAUCUUUUAGUAUGCGAUUGGCCUUUACCAAAUUUUUUCUUAUAUAUAUUUGUAUUUUGCUAUAAUAGUUGAGAAAUUUAGUUUCUUAGUCACUUUUAGCUGUUCUUAUGGAAGACCUCAAAUACAAGAUGAGAUGCCCUUGAACAUGUGGUUUCAAUGAUAUACCACACUACUAUGGAUGGUGAUUUCAAUUGCAGUGUUUUAAGUAAAUGAAAAUGAUUUGGUGAACGUGGAGUUGGUCUCAUGUACAUUCUAUUUGUUAGAGAUUUUCUGCAGUUGUUACUCCAGUGUCAUCUUGGAGAAGAAGUUAGAAAAAUCCAGUAAGAAUCCAUCAUAGUUUUGAAAUGUGAAUCUAUAUCAUAAAUGGGCAUUAACAUUCUAAAUCACUUGGUUUGGAGAAUGUGUUAGCAGCAUGGCUACAUUGAACUAAGGAGAUGUUAAAUACACAGAAGUUUCAAGAGCCUUGGAACAGAAUGAAAGGGGACUAUAUAUAUGUGUGUAUAUCCUGUUAAACACCCAUCUGCACUAUCAGUAUUGCACUAAUGUGGAAUUUGAAAGGCUGUAUUACUGAUACUGUAUAUCUGCACGUCAUUCCUGAUUUAGAUUGUUUUAAAGACAAUCUGAAAGAUCUAAGGUUUUGAAAGAAUUUGGUCUGAAAAUAUACAGUUGUCUUGAAGGAAUUGCUAUCAUACAUGAAGUUACUCAGUUUUUAUUCUCUUCUUGGUCAAAGGUUAACAAUUUAUAGAUGAUUGCAAAUUCACUUAAAUAAUACAUUUACAAAGCCAUUUUACAUGCAUUAAACGAGGGCUACAAAAAUAUCAUUUUACGAAUACUAGCACUUUUUUUCUCUGUUAUGUACUUAGUGUUAGAGGGUCAAAGUAAUCUUUCUGCUUAGCAUCUCUUAAACCAUACCUGCAAGUAUAGCAGGAUUAUUACAUUUACAGUACUUUAAUACUUGUAUAAACUAUGCAGAAAUUUUUAAUAAAGUGUAAUAUAUUUUAUAAGCUAAUAAGACUGAAUGGGUAAAGGUUUUUAGCAUGCAUUAGUAUACUUGCAAAUACUGAAACAUUUUGGUAAUCUUUCUUACUAAAGAUGUGAAUGUUUAAUGUACCUUCUCUGUUUCUACUCUGUAGUCCAAUGGGAAUUCAGUAAUGACAUUUUGUCAUGUCAAACUGUGAACAUAAAUUUGUACUGUACAGUCCUCAUAUACUAUAUACAGUAUGCAAUAUAUGUAUUAUAUACUUGUUAAUAAAACCAUCAGAAUAUUAAA